Molecule: messenger RNA, 2098 nt
Organism: Dufourea novaeangliae
Lineage: Eukaryota; Metazoa; Arthropoda; Insecta; Hymenoptera; Halictidae
Gene: eIF2D
Product: eukaryotic translation initiation factor 2D
Exons: 9
Coding region: 74-1828 (584 amino acids)
Biological process (GO): formation of translation preinitiation complex; translational initiation
Molecular function (GO): RNA binding; translation initiation factor activity
Source: RefSeq, a predicted model, not a curated record
GUAGCAGGUGGAUGCUUCGUUUAAUAUUCGUCUAUCACUAAAUGAGUUUGUUUUAACAUUUAACGAGAUCAAGAUGUUCAUUAAACCGUUCAAAGUUAAGUCAAAUAAUCAACUAAAGGGUACAGAAAGGAAAAAAUUAUGUCAAGAAAUAUUGACAGCAUACCCGACACUGACAGAUGAUGAAAUACAGUCAUUAAUCCCUAAGAAAGAGGCAAUAAGUGCUAUGAAGAUUGCAACUCAUAGCGGGCAAUUAGGCAAAGUAUAUUGUGUUGCCAAAGUACCUAUGUUUUUCCAACUUGACUUUUUGCACCUCCUACUAUUACCCACUAUAUAUACUUUAUGGUAUCAUCCAAACUUGUUAAAAGUUUUUACAACGAAACUUCCAGUGGUUUCAAAAUUAGCGGGUGGUGCAGAUCUUAUGUUACCUGGAGUGAUCGUUAAUGAACCAGUAACAUUGUAUACUUUUGGGAAAUUACACAAGGGUACACCUGUUUCAGUUGAUACAGAUGACAAUAAGGCAUCUGUUGCGGUUGGUAUUACUGCACGAUCUAGCGAGGACAUGUAUAUGUCAGGAGGCCAUGGGAAAUGCAUAGAAAUUUUGCAUGUAAUAGGCGAUACGCUUUGUCAGUUGGGAAAGCCACCGAGUAGACCAAAUUUAGGACCAGCAAACAUUGGUAAUGAUGAUGAUAAAUUAGACAAUCUGGAAGAAACUAGCAAUCAGGUUAAUGAAAGUUAUGAUAAUCCACCUGUUGAUGCAAUGAAUGAUUUAGAAGUUUCUAAUGAGAAUGUGCCAAAAACUGAAUCACCAUGUGAGGAAAAUGUAGAAGAAGAUGAAGUAGAAGAAACUGAACAAAUAGGGGCUGCAGUCCUUGAUCAACAAGAGGCAGUAAUAGAUCCUGUACAAGAAAUGGAUAACUUACUAGAGUAUUGUUUCUUGAAGGCAUGCAAGACAUCUGUAAAGUCCGGUGAUCUACCAAUGUUAGUGUCCAAUUUCUUUAAGAAUCAUUUGAUGGCGGCAUGUCCACCAGAUAAGAAUGUAGACAUAAAAAAAUCUCGGUACAAAAAGUUAUCCGUGUUCUUAGCAGAAAUGAAAGCAAAAGGUGUUAUUAAUACUUCUAUUACAAAAGGUGUUGAAAGUAUACUGUCGAUUAAGUUUGAUCAUCCAUCGUUAAGGAAGCUAGUCAUCUUAGAAGAGCCUACACCGGCGGAACCAGUAGUGUCGAACACAGCAGUGGUCUCUGAGUGUUACAAAGUGACUGCAGACGUGGUGCCAGUAUUGUCGAAAUUCGGAUACGAAAAAGGGGACGUAAUGAAAAGAGCUGAGAUCAGAAAAUGUUUUACUGAAUACGUGAAACGGGAGAACCUACAAGAUGGAAAAAUGCUGAAGUUGAAUCCACAGCUCGCGGGAAUUAUGAAAACGAAAGCGGAUCAGGUGACUGUCUCGAUGGAGGAUGGAAUUAAUAAGUUUAUAGGACGAAUGACGCACAUGCAUGAAGUUACCUUAGCAGGAAAUAAGUUACUACAUACGGGAAAAUUGGAACCAAUUGAUAUGAGGGUCACAGUUCGAUCCGGUGGUAAAAAGGUAACGCUGGUGAACAAUUUGGAAACGUUCGGUAUAAACUCGAAAGAAUUCAGUAAGGAAUGCCAAAAUAUUGGUGCGAGUGCGACAAUUACGGACGAACCUGGAAAGAAAACUCCUAGCGUUCUUGUUCAAGGAAAUCAAAUUCUAUAUGUGUAUAAGUUACUCACCGAGAAAUACCAAAUUAAGAAGACUUACAUAAGAGGGUUAGAGUUUGCUCCGAAAAAGCCAGGUGUCCAUAAAAAGUAGAGAAACAAUUGUCUAUCCGUGGAUGUCACGUCGUCAACUAACCAAACCUGUACUUCAAAUGCGUUUGACUUUCGUUCGCGAUCGUUGCAUUUUCCUUUCAAUUUGAACUUUGUAAUACCGUUCAGCUAUUCGAUUAAAGAGCCUCGUGGUAUCGUAAAGACUGCGUCUGCAUACCGUAUGCCGCAACUACAAUGUCUGCUCUUAAAACGAAAAACAUUUAAAACAAUCAAUCAUGUUUUACUAUUGUGCGUUGACUCGCGAAUAAAGGAA